This is a messenger RNA of Pelagomonas calceolata, 2007 nucleotides long. The record is from the annotation of a GenBank genome assembly. Lineage: Eukaryota; Pelagophyceae; Pelagomonadales; Pelagomonadaceae.
AUGGGGGACGAUGCCAAUGGCGGCUGCUGUACCCUCAAGCGCGGCUCCGGGAUCUUCAUCCUCGUGCUCUCCAUCCUCUCCCUCGUCGGCAGUAUCAUCUGCGCGGUCAUCGCGGGCUUCUCGGAGAUGGGCCUCUACACGGCCUUCAACUGGAUCCACUUCGUCCUCCUCAUUUACCUUAUCUCGGCCGCUUCGGCCUACGUGUGCUGCCGAGCGUGCGGCCCCAAGAUCACGGGGGGGCUCGCCGUCGGCUACUGCGUCCUCGCCUUCGUGACCUUCAUCGUCCUCGCGACCGGCCAGCGGUCCGCCAUCGAGCACAAUUGCGAAGGUACGGUGGAGUGCGCCUCCAUCUCAGACUGGGACCAUCCUGAUCCCGAGUGCGGGCGCAAGACGUCGUCCUUCUCGCUGUGCUACUUGCCGGAGACGGACGACCGCCGCCGCCGUCUCGCCGCGCUAGCGUACGCUGAACCUGAAGAAGCUUCUGAGAAGAAAAAGGAGAAGACGAAGAAGACGAAGAAGAAUAGAAAGAAAGACGGGGCGCCGGGGCCACGGCGCGCGCUCCAGGGCUGCUCGCUGACCGGCGACCUUUGGUCCUCUCCUAGCGGCACGACGAAUCACGGCAAUUCGGACGGGUGGUGCUACAGCGAAUUGGACCAGGACGUGGGCUGCACGGAGUCGCCGAGAGACUGCUGGGAGACGUGCCUUUACUACUACGGCGACGACCUCGUGGCCAUCGACUGGAAUGACGACGGCACCUGCUACUGCCAAAAUGACUGCGAGUGCAUGUCGGACGUCGGCGACGACGAAACCUACCUCAUCACGCGCGACUCGAGGGUCGGCGCGCUGCCGCACGAGUGCGACGACGGCGUCGUGACCCUCUACGAGGACAAGAGCCGCGGCGCGGGAUGCGACGCGCUCGACUCUAGCGGCAAUGUCGUGAACACGAACUCCGCGGACCACUGCUGCCAGGGCGAAGGCUAUUGUUGCGAUUACGGGUCAUGCACCUCGGAUUCGGACUAUUGCGGUUACCGGUUCCGCUGUGGCGGUCGUCUCUUCGUCGCCGGGCCCUCGGGGGGCACUUACUACGACGCGACGGCCUACUGCUCAAGCAUAGGCGCAUCGAUCGCCACCAUCUAUAGCGCGACCGAGAACGAGCUGGCGCGCCAGGCCUGCGGCGGCUCGUCGUGCUGGAUCGGCCUCGAAGAAGUCGGCGGCGACGCGUCGACGCCCAAGGAGAGCCAGACGUGGCGGUGGAUGGAUGGAUCGACAGCCAGUUACACGAACUGGCUGCCGAGCGAGCCGCAGAAUCACGAGGGGAACGACGAGAGGAACGCCAUCAUGAACUGCUGCGGCACAGACGGCGUCGACGCGUCGGGCAUGUGGUACGACGCGGGCGGCGGCUACGGGGCCCCGAAGCCCCUCUGCCGCACCGAUGGUAGCGGUACGUACGUUGCCCCGACGUGGUACUACUCGAAGUGGGGCGACGACUGCCAGCACGGCGGCGGCGGCGGCGACGACCACUGCCGCGUGUUCAAGACACAAGACGACUGCAUCAACUAUUGCAAUCCGUGGGACGACGACGCCGACGAGCAGUGCGAGGACGCGGACGACCCGGAAGACUGCAACUCGAUCGUUACGCACGUCAACACGGUGGCCGGCUGGUCGACGUUUUUUGUAGGGCUGGUGCUCUUCCCGACUCUCGUGUGGGUCGCGCUGCUCUUCGCCGUCCCGGACCCGCAAGCUGCUGCGCCCGUGACCGCGGUGGAGUUGCCACGCAUGCAACCCCAAGUGAUGAUGGUAUCGCCCGUAUCGCCCGGGGGCGGGCAACCUCAGGUGAUCAUGGGCCAGCCCCAGAUUGUCCAGGGGGGGCAACCUCAGGUGAUCAUGGGCCAGCCCCAGAUGGUCCAGGGCGGGCAACCUCAGGUGAUCAUGGGCCAGCAACCUCAGGUGAUCAUGGGCCAGCCCCAGGUUGUCCAGGGUGCCCCGUCGAAGCUCGCCGAGUUCUAG